GAAAAAUUGUUAGAAAAAAAGAAAAUCUAUUGUCCUUGUUAUUCAGGAGAAUACUUGUCUACGACGAGGUCCACAGUAACUCCGAAGACAUCUAGAGUCUAGAGUGAUCUAGUGAAUCUAUAAAGCCGCCAAAUCGUUAAAUCUUUCCUUUUAAACAUUUUUGAUUUCUUUUACGUUUGCGUUACGAAUCAUCUUCUGCCUCUCUCUCAACGCAACUCAAUCCACCCUACACGUGUUCCUCUCUUUUCCCGUCUAAAUUUCUCAGUCUCGCCGUGAAUUUUGUUCUUCUCUUGUUUUCCGGGCGAAUCAAAAUCCGUCUCAUUUCCAAUCGCGUCUCCGUUGGUAUUUUACAUGAACGUUUAGCGGAAUCUCGGGUUUAGCUUCGGAGCUUUGCAUUUGAUCUUCGUCGUCUGUGUUGUCCUCUCUCGGAUUUUGUUUUUUCGCCGCUGCAAAUCAGAGAAAUCUAUUCCUGGAAGUGAUAAGAUCGCUUGGAAGCGUUUCAGGGAGUUGUUGGAAUGGAGGGUCCGGAAAGAUGAGAGAUUUUGAAUACGCAGUUAUUCUUUGAUUUCUUAAUAGAUUUUACACGUCAUUGGUGAAGAAAAAGGGAAAAAGAAAGAUGACAAUGUUCGCCUCUUUAACCUCUAAAAUGCUAUCGGUGUCAACUUCUGAUCACGCAUCUGUCGUUUCACUUAAUCUCUUUGUUGCCCUUCUAUGUGCUUGUAUCGUCAUUGGCCAUCUUUUGGAGGAGAAUCGAUGGAUGAACGAAUCCAUCACUGCUUUAUUGAUUGGGCUUGGCACUGGUGUCGUCAUAUUGUUGAUUAGUAGAGGGAAAAACUCACAUCUCUUGGUCUUUAGUGAAGAUCUCUUCUUUAUAUAUCUUUUGCCACCCAUAAUAUUCAAUGCAGGGUUUCAAGUAAAAAAGAAGCAGUUUUUCCGAAAUUUUGUAACUAUUAUGGCUUUUGGCGCCAUUGGGACCGUAGUUUCUUGCACCAUAAUAUCUCUAGGUGCAAUUCAGUUCUUUAAGAAAUUAGACAUUGGGACCUUUGACUUGGGCGAUUUUCUUGCAAUCGGCGCCAUAUUUGCUGCAACCGACUCUGUAUGCACACUACAGGUUCUCAAUCAAGAUGAGACACCUUUGCUUUACAGUCUUGUAUUUGGAGAGGGCGUUGUGAAUGAUGCCACAUCUGUUGUGCUCUUCAAUGCUAUUCAGAGUUUUGACCUCACCCACCUUAACCAUGAAGCAGCUUUUCAAUUUCUUGGGAACUUUUUUUAUCUGUUUCUCUUGAGCACCGGACUUGGUGUCGCAACUGGUCUGAUAAGUGCUUAUGUCAUCAAGAAACUGUAUUUUGGAAGGCACUCGACUGAUCGAGAAGUUGCCCUCAUGAUGCUUAUGGCUUAUCUUUCAUAUAUGCUUGCUGAGCUAUUCGCCUUGAGUGGUAUCCUAACUGUAUUUUUCUGUGGGAUUGUGAUGUCCCAUUACACUUGGCACAAUGUCACCGAGAGCUCAAGAAUUACUACCAAGCAUGCCUUUGCUACUUUGUCGUUUCUCGCUGAGACUUUUAUUUUCCUCUACGUUGGAAUGGAUGCAUUGGACAUAGAGAAAUGGAGAUUCGUGAGUGACAGCCCGGGGACAUCAGUUGCAGUGAGCUCAAUUCUAAUGGGUCUAGUCAUGCUUGGAAGAGCAGCUUUUGUCUUUCCUCUUUCCUUCUUAUCAAACUUAGCCAAGAAGCAUCAGAGCGAGAAAAUCAGCAUCAAGCAGCAAGUUGUGAUCUGGUGGGCUGGUCUAAUGAGAGGUGCUGUAUCUAUGGCUCUUGCCUACAAUAAGUUUACAAGAUCAGGGCACACAGAAUUGCGCGGGAAUGCAAUCAUGAUUACCAGUACAAUAACCGUCUGUCUUUUUAGCACCAUGGUAAGAUAUCUCCCUCUCAGGUUUGGACUACUAAAUGUAUUUUCUCUACAGAGAUGUUGUCAAUGAGGAUAAACCAAUGCUGAGCCGUGAGACGGAUUUGCAUUUUCUAUAUCCGGAAAACUGUUCCCUCCUAUUUGAUUUGUUAUUCCAAUGUUUUCUGGAUCGCUAACACUGAACCCUGAUACCGGACAUUUAACAUAUGUUUUUUUUUUUCCACGGCUUUCAGGUGUUUGGUAUGCUAACCAAACCACUGAUUAGAUACCUAAUGCCACACCAAAAAGCGACCACCAGUACCACGAGUAUGUUAUCGGACGAUAGCACUCCGAAAUCAAUCCACAUUCCGCUCCUCGAUGGUGAACAGCUAGAUUCAUUUGAGUUACCUGGGAGCCACCAGGACGUGCCACGACCAAACAGCCUUCGAGGUUUCCUCAUGCGCCCCACACGGACUGUCCACUAUUACUGGAGACAGUUUGAUGAUGCCUUCAUGCGUCCUGUGUUUGGUGGUCGCGGAUUCGUUCCCUUUGUCCCUGGUUCUCCGACUGAGAGAAGCAGCCAUGAUCUUAGUAAACCUUGAGGAGAAAGAUAUAUAGAAACUUAACCAAAAAACUUCUUCUUGCUCUUCCCUCUUAUGGUGACUAGUAUUGGUGAUGUAAAUGUAUUUUUCGUUCUUCAAAUUUACAUAUUCUUCUGUAAAUUUGUUAUUAUUCGAUGAUGAAGAAGCUUCUUACGUUUUUGAGAGACGUGUGGGGGUUCAUGUGUGUUACUAUUAGUCUUUGUUUUGUUUAACAAAAAAACUACCAAGUUUUUGACUAUGCAUCAUGGGGUUUGUUGUUGUUGGUCAGAACUUAGAACUUGACUAACUCUGCUUCGGUUAGGAUCUGAUUGGUA
Molecule: messenger RNA, 2797 nt
Organism: Arabidopsis thaliana (thale cress)
Lineage: Eukaryota; Viridiplantae; Streptophyta; Magnoliopsida; Brassicales; Brassicaceae
Gene: NHX2
Product: sodium hydrogen exchanger 2
Exons: 14
Coding region: 617-1975 (452 amino acids)
Biological process (GO): proton transmembrane transport; sodium ion transport; transmembrane transport
Cellular component (GO): vacuolar membrane; membrane
Molecular function (GO): antiporter activity; sodium:proton antiporter activity
Source: RefSeq, marked reviewed